ACCAUGGCGACUCCAAUGAACAAUGGAGGGGGGCUGCUCCCUGGCAACCACCCAGUGGUCUUCACCAGCAGUUCAGCAGUGUGGAUCUGCACUCCUGGGCUUCAGCACACACCAGAGUGGUUCACGUGUUUUCUGAUGUUAUGAGAGAGAGUGGAGAGGGCUGCUCGUGAGGGAAGAGUGCCCAGACGCAACGGGACCCCCUUCCCUGUCCUCCUUAACUGAUGUCUCUUGGGACUUCCUCUCCAGAUCAGAAGCUGGCAGACUAAGCUUGGAAUUACCCGUCCGAGAGCAAGAGUUGAUGGAGCUGGGCCACCGAGCAGGUACCACUACUUUGACCAGGGCCCAUGGAAGGGCCAACAAAAAGGAUGGCCAGCAGGACACGGACCCCUGGAGAACUGCCCGCAGCCCUUUGGACACCUCCAAAUUCAAGUACCAGGCCCCAGUCUCCCCACAGCAUUCCCUGUGCCGGGGAGGCAGCCCCCUAAGGCAGGCCCACGUGAAGGAGGUCCAGACUCCACCCCCAUCGGCCAACAGCAGGGACUGUCUGUCCCCGGGGAUGGACCCACAGCACGGGUCCCUGAAGAAGGGAGGCUACAGACCCUCCUCAAGGGAGAGCAGGGCUUCUCCUCAAGAGGGGGCUCAGCCGGACCAGGGGCUGAAGGGGGGCCCCAACACAGGAGUCCAGGGCCAGAGGAGCAGCGUCAUUCCAGAUAACAUUCGUCACAAGUUUGGGAGCAGCAUGGUGGACCAGCUGGUCUCCGAGGACCAGGCUCGAAGGGCCAUCGGUGAGGUCUUUGAGGGCCAGAAGAGGGCAAACUCGUGGCCCAGCAGGAUCCAGAGUCCCAUGGAAAUCACCUCCAUCUUCUCAGACUACUAUGAUUUGGGCUACAAUAUGCGAUCAAACUUGUUUCAAGGGGCCCCCCAGGAGACGAAGAGCCUCAUGAAGGCCUCCUAUACUCCAGAGGUGAUUGAGAAAUCAGUGAGGGACAUAGAGCACUGGCAUGGCAGGAAGACGGAUGAUCUGGGACGGUGGCACCAGAAAAAUGCUAUGAAUAUGAACUUACAGAAAGCAUUGGAUGAGAAAUUUGGAGAAAAGAGCAAAAGCAAGAGCUCAAAGUACUAGAUACGACCAAGAAGAGUGCCCUCCACUCAGAGAAAGAGCUAAAAUUAAAAAAAAAGGCACACAUCUGAAUGUU
Molecule: messenger RNA, 1196 nt
Organism: Canis lupus familiaris (dog)
Lineage: Eukaryota; Metazoa; Chordata; Mammalia; Carnivora; Canidae
Gene: CIMIP4
Product: testis expressed 33
Exons: 7
Coding region: 299-1123 (274 amino acids)
Source: RefSeq, a predicted model, not a curated record